Messenger RNA from Mesorhabditis spiculigera, 1632 nucleotides. The record is from the annotation of a GenBank genome assembly. Lineage: Eukaryota; Metazoa; Nematoda; Chromadorea; Rhabditida; Rhabditidae.
AUGUUCAACCCGAACACGGCCAACUUCAACCCGAUGCAUCCGCGGAUGGAUCCGAUGAACGCGUCGCAGUUCGUCAAGUUCACCAAGCCGAAGGACUCGCUCUACACCCAGGGGGUCGUCCGCAAGUUUGCCUAUGUCUACGAUGAGGCGAUGAACAACCACAAGUGCGAAUACGAUCCCACCCAGUCGGACGUUCCCGAGCGUACCAAGCUCAUCCGUGAUCGUCUACAAGCCGAUGGAUUGUUGACGGAUGCGGUGAAAGUGGAGGCUCGCCCGGCCACCGAUGACGAGUUGGCCCUCGUGCACACCAAGGACUUCAUCAAGCAGAUCACGGCGCUCAGCACCCCGGACCAGUGCGAGAAGUUUUGCAAGGACAAGGAGCUGCUAUGGCUAUCCCCGGGCAGCGAGAAGGCCGCCCGACUGGCUGUUGGUGGCGUGCUCGAGCUCGUCAAGGCCAACCACGAGCAAAAGAUCGGCAACGCGUUCGCCAUCGUUCGCCCACAGGGCCACGCUGCCUGGGGUGAUCAGCCGCAAGCCAAUUGCAUCUACAACAAUGUGGCCAUCGCGGCCAGGUACGCCGUGCAGAAGCUCGGCAUGGAGAAGGUGGUGGUGCUCGAUCUCGAUGUGCAUGCCCCGGUCGGAACGUACAAUGCCCUUCGCGACACGGUCCAGGGCUCCAAGUCCAAGAUCGUUCUGUUCUCGGUCCACUCGUACUAUCACGGACUGUUCUGGCCGUUCACCCAGGACUACGACUGCGAUCCGAAGGAUGGGAAUGUCAUGUUCUUCCCGCUGAACGCGCCGCUGAACAGCGAGGGCGAGUAUAUGGCCAUCAUGAACCACGCUAUAUUGCCCGUGCUUCGUGAGAUCAAGCCGCAGAUGAUCCUCCUCUCGGCCGGCUUCGAUUCCGGUUAUGCUGACGCGAUGUUCGAGGGUGGCCAAGCCCUUCGUGCCCAUGGCUGGGGCCAUAUUUCCCGCGAUCUGCACGAGAUCUGCCCGGAUCGUGUGAUCGCUGUCCUGGAGGGCGGUAUCAUUCCCGCCAACAUCACCGAGUCGGCGUCGAUGCUCGUCAAGGGACUUCAGGGCAAGCCGACGCCCCGUGUCAUCCAUCCCGAGCGCCUGAACGGAUGCCUGGUCGAGUCGAUCUUCAGCUCGCUGCUGAACUGCCGUGAGCGCUGGCGUUGCUGCACCCGCCAACUGGAGAAGCUGCAACAGCAACAGGGCAAAUAUGGGUUCCCCGAAUUCGCCGUCCCCAGCCAGCGUCUCUUCUUGGCCCACGGCAUCCGCGAUAUGCUCGACGAUGUCAAGGCCGCAAACCUGAGCCUGACUCGCCUCUUCUCCGAGCCGGUCGACGCAAAAAUGAUGAAGAUGGGCGAGAUGGCCGUGGAGAGCUACCGCCGUGCCUAUCUGGAUAAGGAGAACGAGCUGGUCCCCGAGGCAUUCCUCAUCGAGCAGAUGCUGUACGACGAGAAGGCCAAGGCCGACUCGUACCUCAAGGCCGCCGGUAUCGUCAACGUCCUCUACCAGAGCUUCGCCGACUUCAAGUCGGGAAAACAAAACCGUUUCCUGUUCUGCGACCGGAGCACGCUGCUGGCCAAGCGCAACCUGCACAAGUAUCUCGAGAUCACCCGCAUC